UCACCUAAGCAGCGGAAUUCACCAGCAGAUACACCAUGGGUGAAAAGAAAAGUUCUGUCGCAGACCGUUUUGCUCCUCAUGCUCUUGAUGUAGAAGAGUCGAAACGGCUGUCGGCGAUUUACCAUGCAAACGGGCCUUACAAUCAUGUCGUUAUCCGUCCUCUUAUAGACGACACCUUGCUUCGUAAUGUUCGCAAGGAGAUUAUGGAAAACAUCCACUUCACGGAAAAGGUAACGGACAUUUAUCGGAUUUGGCAGACAGGUGAUCUGGCAAAUUUAGAUGGGUUGGAUGCCAAGGAACAAAAAAUGUUGCAUUACUUGCACGAAUUGCGGGAUGCUUUGUACUCAGAGGAAUUCCGUGCACAUGUGCAACGGAUUACCGGUUGUGGUCCGUUAUCUGCUUCCAAGAAGGACUUGGCAGUGAAUGUCUACACUCGUGGAUGCCACCUAAUGAACCACGAUGAUGUGAUUGGAAGUCGGUGCAUCUCUUACAUUCUCUACUUGGUUGAGCCGGACGAGGGCUGGAAGCCUGAGUACGGUGGUGCUUUACGCUUGUUUCCCACUUUAGAGCCUUCUUUCCCUGCCGCAGAUUAUUGCCUUUCCAUUCCUCCUCAGUGGAAUCAGCUUUCUUUCUUCCGUGUCAAACCAGGACACUCCUUCCACGAUGUGGAAGAAGUGUUCGUCGACAAACCACGCAUCUCCGUUUCUGGUUGGUUUCACUACCCUCAACCUGGCGAACCUGGUUACGAUCCUAUGCAGCAAGAUUCGACAAUUUCAACGUUGCAGUCACUUUCCAUGAAACGUAUGGACCUUGAACUACCAAAAAGUGUUCCGCACACCGUUGCACGUCCUGCACCUCUUUCUGAAAAGGAUCUAGCGGUAUUAAAAAAGUAUAUAAAUCCCCUGUAUAUUAGUGAGGACGGCAUUGAAACCCUCUCAAAGCAGUUCUUCAAAGACUCAGCCAUUGUUCUCGUGAAUUUCUUGAACGACGACGCUGCUGAAGCCGUGCGCCGCCGUGUUGUUGAAGCAGAGAGUCAACCCACACCUAUGAACUCGUCAGAGGUGUCUUAUCCUUGGCAAACCGCGAUCCCUCCUCAUAAACACAGAUACCUUUAUGUGGACCAUGAUGAAUCUGGUCCGGAGGCCAUCCUGCCCAUGGAAUUACAAAGACUCCCUGCAUUCCAACGCUGGAUUCAAAGAGUUAGUGGUUUGGCUGUUCGCUCAUUUACCCAAUGGGGCCGUCGUUUUCGCCCUUCUUCUGAUUUCACUCUUGCAACAUCAAACGACAAUCCAGUUCUUGAGUCUAAUCUGUGCCUCUCCCCCGGAACUCGCAUUGCCGAUACGAACAAUGGCGCCUACGAUGUAUACAUGCUCGGCGACGAGGACCCUGAUGAGGACGCCGCUGUAUAUAAGGGUAGUGAGCAAGAAGAUAGCAUUUUGCUUUCCCUGCCAGCUUCUUGGAAUGUCUUUUCUCUCGUUUAUCGUGACGAGGGAGUCCUACAGUUCAUUAAGUAUGUUUCUCGUGAUGCUGGUUCUAGCAGAUGGGAUAUUUUUGCUCAAUGGAAUCCUGCCAACGAGUAAAGCAUUGCUGGUGCUUCCGUUGCUUGACCGGAUUUAAUACCACGUACAAGUUUUUCUGAGAAGUUGCGUUUCGAAGGACUCUAAUAGUUUUUGUUCGGAUUGAACAAACUAUGUGUUUCUUUUAGAAUUCUGAAUGAAUUCAUUGACCUUGGCUCUUUCCCUUUAAAGAGUCAAAGUUCUGUUAUUAUAGGAACAUUACUCUCUCCCGACCUGUCUUCUCUAAUGCUUUGGUUAGGAACUACAGUUAGCAUUAGUUCUACGCUUGUUGUAACUUUAACAGACAUUAAGGGAAAGCAGAAAUGCGAAUAAAAUUUGUAAUUUUUUUUAUAAGAUGUUCAUUAAAUCAUGAAGAAACUACAAAGAUUGAUAGUAGCGUAAGCCGUCAAUGAUGACUUGACAG
Messenger RNA from Schizosaccharomyces japonicus yFS275, 1980 nucleotides. RefSeq names its product 2-oxoglutarate and Fe(II) dioxygenase domain-containing protein 1. The record is from RefSeq and is a predicted model, not a curated record. Lineage: Eukaryota; Fungi; Ascomycota; Schizosaccharomycetes; Schizosaccharomycetales; Schizosaccharomycetaceae. Gene Ontology annotation, molecular function: poly(A) binding; iron ion binding; 2-oxoglutarate-dependent dioxygenase activity. The transcript has a single exon. Bases 36 to 1580 code for a protein of 514 amino acids. Gene Ontology annotation, biological process: negative regulation of SREBP signaling pathway; cellular response to hypoxia; regulation of translational termination. Gene Ontology annotation, cellular component: nucleus.